AUGUCCACGGCUCACACAAUCCUUCUAGUCCAGCCUGAUAAGAAAGCGGAAGGUCGAACCUACUCCGAUUACCAGUCUGUAAAUGACUGUAUGGAGGGCGUCUGCCGAAUCUACGAGGAGCACUUGAAAAAGAGCAACCCUACAAGCAACCAGAUUACCUACGACAUCGCCCAGCUCUUCGACUUCAUCGACGAAAUCAAUGACAUUGCCUGCUUCGUUUACAAGUCCGACGGAUCCUCGUACAAGCCCUACAAUCGCGAGUGGAUCAAGGAGAAGAUCUACAUCCUGCUCAAGAGACAAGCCAGUGGUAUCUGA
This is a messenger RNA of Oikopleura dioica, 315 nucleotides long. The record is from the annotation of a GenBank genome assembly. Lineage: Eukaryota; Metazoa; Chordata; Appendicularia; Copelata; Oikopleuridae.